Effrenium voratum is the source of this 1116-nucleotide messenger RNA. Lineage: Eukaryota; Dinophyceae; Suessiales; Symbiodiniaceae. The record is from the annotation of a GenBank genome assembly.
AUGGCUGGAGUGUCACCGCUGCGCCAGAGAGGAUUGUACAUCCCGCUACGAUCAAACGCCCUGGUGGAGCCAAUUGCAACCAAAGUCGUUGCGGCAGCGCCAGCCGUUGCCAUGGGGCCAUUGGCACUACGGCCAGUGGAUUCAACGAAGCUAGUUGAUGUGGCGAACCCCUUCGAAAUGCCUCUGCCAGUGGACGUGCCAAAGUCAGUGGACGCUGCAGAUGGUUUGGCUACGGCCAGUACGCUGCGCCGGAGCCCUCUGCAAUCUACCAGGUCACGCUUCAGGUACACCACGUGUCCAGGGUGUGGCAACAUCCCUUUGGCAGACAGUAUUUUCUGCCGCCGUUGCGGGCACAGGCUUUUGGAAGGACAGAAUGUGCAGUCACUAGAAGCGGAGCUGGAGUCCCUACGCGCCCUCCAUGUCAAAGAGAUCACAUGGUGGCAAUUUUCCUUGGAGAAUCUCCGGAAGGAGAACGAGGCUCUCAAGCUCGCAGGUGCUCAGCAAGAGAACCGGGCAGAUCAGUCUUUGCAGCUGUCGGAGCAGGUGAAAGAGUUGUCCAGACAACUCGCAGUCAGCAAAAGAGAGAUCGAGCUCAUGAGGGAGGACUUGUUGGAAAGGUCGACGGAUCUUGCUGCUGCCAAUCGCAGAAAUGCUGAGCUUACAGCGCUGGUUGAGAAGUAUGUCGAGAAUGAAGGUAGAUUCGAGGAAGUGCUCCAGUCUGAGCGACAGCGCAUCAGUGAAGAGGCAAGUGCACAAGUCACUGCGGCAGAAAUGCGGGAGCAAGCGCUUCGAGGGAGAUGCAAGCUAUUGCAGGCUUGCUGCUUCCGAUUAUGGUGGUGUCUGGAUGCCGACCUGCCAGGACUGGAUCUAGCUUCCGCGGCCGAGAGCCAUGGGCAGGCCCGGCAGGAUGUUGACUCGAUUCCAACACGGCGCAUGCCUUUGCCGGCUGACUGGCGCAGCAUCCUUCAGUUUCAGGCCAAGCUCUUUCACAGCUUUGCAGAUGCGAGCAGCCCAAAGCUGCAACAGGAGGCGUUUCUAGCUUGCCGUCUUCCCCCAAGAAGCGUGAGAAGGCUGCUCCAAGUCGGCAAGCGGCGGACGUGUCUGAUGUGGCUGUAG